Messenger RNA from Vitis riparia (riverbank grape), 3075 nucleotides. RefSeq names its product protein ACTIVITY OF BC1 COMPLEX KINASE 8, chloroplastic. NCBI's taxonomy places the organism in Eukaryota, Viridiplantae, Streptophyta, Magnoliopsida, Vitales, Vitaceae. Gene Ontology annotation, biological process: regulation of response to reactive oxygen species. Bases 129 to 2378 code for a protein of 749 amino acids. The transcript is spliced from 21 exons. The record is from RefSeq and is a predicted model, not a curated record.
CUCUGGCUCUUUUCAUCUCCUUCACUCUCAAAUUCUCUCUUCCUUUUUUCUCAAUCGCCAUGAGAAUUAGGGUUAGGGUUUGAAAGUCACCCUCUUUUCAAGGAGAUCGUGUAACGGUAGCUCUGCCAAUGGCGAGUGCUUCUCUACCUCUGCCCAAGUUCACCUUUCUACCUCCCGAAACCACUCCUAAACUCCGGCUUUCUCUCUCUAGAUUUUCUCUCUCUAGAAGGAUUACGACUGGUGCUAGUCUUCGGGGACGGGUUAGGGCUGUUCAGGGGGAUGGCGUGGUGGUAGAGGAUAGGGAGAGUGAAUUGCUCAGUGGAGGGAAUGGUGCUGCUAACUUGAACGGGAAUGGCGGUUACGGUUAUAAUGGGUCGGUUGAGGGGUACACGAACGGUGCGAGUAAUGGGAGCUUGCCGAAGUACGUUAAUGGGAAUGGCGCUGCUGCUGUGACGGUUGUUGAGGAAGUUUAUGAGGUGAAGACGGAGGUUGGUGGGGUGGAGAAGAAGACGAUAGAAGAGAUUGGACAAGAGGAGGCGUGGUUUAAGCGAAGUGGGCAAGGACAGAUUGAAGUCUCUGUUGCACCUGGGGGCCGAUGGAAUAGAUUCAAGACCUAUUCUACCAUACAAAGAACUUUGGAAAUUUGGGGAUUUGUGCUAACAUUUAUCACAAAGGCUUGGUUGAACAAUCAGAAAUUCUCUUAUCGAGGAGGAAUGACAGAGGAAAAGAAAGUUGUAAGGAGAAAAGCCCUAGCCAAGUGGUUAAAGGAAAGCAUUUUAAGACUGGGUCCAACAUUCAUCAAAAUUGGCCAACAGUUUUCGACAAGGGUGGACAUUCUUGCUCAAGAAUAUGUUGACCAGUUAUCAGAACUUCAGGAUCAAGUUCCUCCUUUUCCAUCAGAGAUUGCUAUAUCUAUUGUUGAGGAAGAGCUUGGAGCUCCUGUCGGUGAUAUAUUUGAUCAAUUUGACUACGAACCAAUAGCUGCUGCUAGUCUUGGCCAGGUCCACCGUGCAAGGUUGAAGGGGCAAGAGGUUGUUGUUAAAGUACAAAGGCCUGGCCUGAAGGAUCUCUUUGAUAUUGAUCUGAAAAACCUAAGGGUGAUUGCAGAAUAUCUUCAAAAGAUUGACCCAAAGUCUGAUGGCGCAAAGAGGGAUUGGGUAGCUAUUUAUGAUGAGUGUGCUAAUGUUUUAUAUCAGGAGAUUGAUUACACCAAGGAAGCUGCUAAUGCAGAACUGUUUGCAAGUAACUUCAAAGACAUGGAUUAUGUAAAAGUUCCAACUAUAUACUGGGAAUAUACGACACCACAGGUUCUGACAAUGGAGUAUGUCCCUGGGAUCAAAAUAAACAGGAUACAAGCUUUAGAUCAGUUAGGGGUUGAUCGCAAAAGGUUGGGUAGAUAUGCUGUUGAAUCUUACUUGGAACAGAUACUGUCUCAUGGUUUUUUCCAUGCCGACCCACAUCCUGGAAAUAUUGCUGUGGAUGAUGUGAAUGGUGGAAGGCUAAUCUUUUAUGAUUUUGGAAUGAUGGGAAGUAUCAGUUCAAACAUCAGGGAAGGUUUGCUGGAAUCAUUUUAUGGAAUUUAUGAGAAGGAUCCGGAUAAGGUUCUUCAAGCAAUGAUCCAAAUGGGUGUUCUUGUACCUACUGGAGAUAUGACAGCUGUCAGGCGAACAGCACAGUUCUUCCUUAAUAGUUUUGAAGAGCGUCUUGCAGCACAAAGAAAGGAGAGAGAGAUGGCAACACAAGAACUUGGAUUUAAAAAGCCAUUAAGCAAGGAGGAAAAAAUAGAGAAGAAGAAACAACGUCUGGCUGCAAUUGGGGAAGAUUUAUUAGCUAUUGCAGCAGAUCAACCCUUUAGAUUUCCUGCUACAUUCACCUUUGUUGUAAGAGCAUUUUCAGUACUGGAUGGCAUUGGGAAGGGUCUUGACCCUCGAUUUGAUAUUACUGAGAUUGCCAAACCCUAUGCAUUGGAGUUGCUAAAAUUCCGUGAAGCUGGUGUUGAAGUUAUCUUAAAGGACUUCAGAAAGAGAUGGGACCGGCAGGCCCGUGCAUUCUACAACUUAUUUAGACAGGCAGAUAGAGUUGAAAAGCUUGCUGAGAUUAUCCAAAGAUUGGAGCAAGGUGAUUUGAAGCUUCGAGUACGAGCUUUGGAGUCUGAGAGGGCUUUCCAACGGGUUGCAGCUGUUCAGAAGACAGUGGGAAAUGCAGUAGCUGCGGGGAGCCUAAUAAACCUAGCAACAAUUUUAUAUCUCAAUUCAAUCCGGGUGCCUGCCAUUGCAACAUAUGUCUUCUGUGCGUUUUUUGGCUUUCAAGUUCUCUUUGGCAUUAUAAAGGUCAAAAAAAUAGACCAAAGAGAAAGGCUGAUUACAGGAACUGCAUGAAAAGUUAUCUAGAGUGGAGAUGUAAUUCAUAUGACUUUCUUACUUGCACCUUCCAACUAUUGAAAGAAGUGGAGGAGCUUGAGAAAUGUUUGAGUGAAGUUCUUCCAGAGUCAAUGUGGGCAAAAGUUUCUGAGAAAUGUUUUAAGUUCUUCCAGAGUCGAUAUGGGCAAAAGCUUCCAGCUUGCAUAUUAAUGGUGAAGAUGUCUCAAGAGUGAACACUAGGGCCACAUUCUUGCCAAGAAAGUAAGAUCUUAUAAUGUUCAUUUGCUAAUUUAAACUUGCUAUUUAAGUUGGUCAGAACUAUUUUGUACUUCUUCCCCAUGAUAUUGUUCCGCAAAUGAGUUAGUCCCUUGAUGUUGUAUCUUUGUUGGCUAGCUGAUCACAAUAUGCGAUGGUUUCAGCCCUAAUGUAAAUUUUUCCUUGUAAAAGUCCUAUGGUUGAUAUUGGCAUUUUUGUAGCCUCGGGACCUACUUCAUUGAGGUGUGAUGUAUCCAUAUGUAUAAUAUAACUCAUACAAGUCCUGUUUCUAAAUCCAGAAUUAGCUUUCCCCCAUUUUUAGCCUCUUAUAUUUUAAUUAUUGGAUGUAAAGAAAAACAGAGCUUAUAUUGUUUCUCUCCUUUUGUCCGGAACAGCUGUUAAAUCCUCUUGUAUGUCUGAAUUUCAAGGUGCAAUAAUAAUAUACAGCAGUCUAUAUAAA